GCCGAGGGUUGGUGAGUGUUUGUGAACGAAAAGAGACGCAGAAGAAGUGAUAUUUUUCUUUCUGGAUAAAUCAUAAUCAUGCCACAUGAGGAAACAAUUAAGAAAAUGCUUCCUAAGACAUAUCUUCGCAAACAUGUGGCCAGUGAAAUAAGCAUGGUGCUGACUCACUUCAAAAGCCUUGUGCCCAUGAUGGAUAGAUACGUUUACAACGAUGGAGCCACAAAGGACUUGAUGAAUCUAACUGGAACCAUUCCUGUCAUGUAUAGUGACAAGAUCUACAACAUCCCUGUGCGCCUGUGGAUUGAGGAGACCUACCCUCAAACUGCUCCCAUCUGCUACGUCACACCUACACGUGAGAUGAUGAUCAUCAGUGGGAAGUUCAUCUCCAAGAAUGGUGAAGUUAUGCUGCCGUACCUGGAGGAAUGGAAUGGUGAAUGUGACCUAACUGGCCUACUGCAGGUGAUGGUUGCCGUGUUUGGAGACUUCCCUCCAGUAUGUAUGCAGCCUCAUCCAGAGCCUGAACAAGCUCCUUGUUGGCUACAGUUCCAGAGAAAUGCAGAGGUGCUUUCAAAGACAGAUGGAAGUUUGUACCUGCAUAUAUCCACAGAGGAUGGUCUACCUUUUCAGCGAGAACAUGAAACCAACUGUUAGUAUUUUGUGGGAUUAGACAAGGAUAUUUUACUGUGUGUGUAGUGCCUGUGAUGAAGUGGUAAUCCUGUAUACAGUGUUAGAUGGUAUCCAUUUAUUAUGUUAUGUUACUUUGUUGACAAUUUCAGAAAAAUAGCAUGUUGCUUUCUAUUCUGUUUGGUGUGUAUGUACUGACGUCAUUUUAAUAUGCUUUUGUAAUUUGGCAUUUGAAUGCCUGUGUGUAAAAGGCUCCAAUUGCUUUACAAGUGGCUCAUAAAACUGUACCUUGACCUCAUCCAAAAGCAUUUAUUGUGUUCUUAUCCACAAAUGUUGUGGACUUUUGACCAGUAAACAGAAAUGUUGGUAAUUUAAAGAACACUCACGCAGCUGGGUGCAGCCCAAAAAACCUGAUAACUAAGAACAAAAAGUAAGGAAAUUUGUGUUUAGUAGAUUAUUUCUUUGUUGUAACAAUGCUUCUUGGCAAAACAUCUUAGAAAGCCUGUUUAUUUCCCUUUUAAAUGGUGCCACAUUAGUAAGGAACAUGCAUUUGUGGGAUGAGCAGCAGAGCUGACCAUGUGGGUUGAGCCCAUGAAAAAUUUGUCAAAUCUUCUCUGCCAAUGCCGAACAGCUGUUUUUUUUUUUUUUUUGCUGUUGACUCUUGUUGUUUAGUGGAUUGGAUGAUUGAAGUCUGAAGAAACAAGACAUAUUGACAGUUUAACAAUUUAUUCAUUUAACAAACAGGAGCCUCAGUAGUGCCAUAGUAGUGACUUGUUUCGUAAAAAGUUGCAGUGGAAGCGUUAGCUAUUAAGCUCAACUUUUUACACAGAAAAUCAAGUCAAAACUUUCCCCAAGGACAGGACGAUGAAGGUCUCUUUAAGUAAAGAGUAUGGUCUAGACACUAUAUGAAAAGUGUCCUGAGAUAACUUUUAUCAUGAUUUUGAGCUAUAUAAAUAAAAACUGGCUUGUUGUAUAAAGUAACUGAUUGAUUCUGGUAUUGUAAAUAUUGAGUAAUUGAGGGAUACACGUUCAGUAGAAAAAAAAAAGUUUUAUAAAAUGACUUAGUAGACUACACUUUAGAUUUUGCCCUAUAUAUGAUGUGUGAUAAAAACUCACCAAAUUGGGACCAAGCCUUGGGAACCACACAUCUACUGAAAAUUUAAUAGAAAUGCUAAAAAACCACAGGCCUUUACAUCUAUAUAUAUUGGUCCUUGGCUUUUUAAUGUCUAAUAUCUUGAUCUUUUGUGCAUCUCGACUGUUUUGUUGCUUUUGUUGUUUAAAAAAAUAUAUGUUUCUUUCUUGAAUGCUGUUUAUUUUAUAUCCGACUGUGUUGUAGUAAAGCCUAAU
This is a messenger RNA of Epinephelus fuscoguttatus (brown-marbled grouper), 1971 nucleotides long. RefSeq lists its product as uncharacterized. Gene Ontology annotation, biological process: protein transport; endosome to lysosome transport; protein modification process. The coding region runs from base 79 to 651 and encodes 190 amino acids. The record is from RefSeq and is a predicted model, not a curated record. The transcript is spliced from 6 exons. Lineage: Eukaryota; Metazoa; Chordata; Actinopteri; Perciformes; Serranidae. Gene Ontology annotation, molecular function: ubiquitin binding. Gene Ontology annotation, cellular component: ESCRT I complex.